Messenger RNA from Arachis ipaensis, 471 nucleotides. Its product is annotated as mitochondrial import inner membrane translocase subunit TIM17-3-like. Gene Ontology annotation, molecular function: transmembrane protein transporter activity. Gene Ontology annotation, cellular component: TIM23 mitochondrial import inner membrane translocase complex. The record is from RefSeq and is a predicted model, not a curated record. Lineage: Eukaryota; Viridiplantae; Streptophyta; Magnoliopsida; Fabales; Fabaceae. Gene Ontology annotation, biological process: protein import into mitochondrial matrix.
AUGGAAGAAUGCCUAACAAUGAAAGAAAGCCUUGAUGAUGCCCUCAAUUCAGCCGGCAUUGGGUUCGUGAUGGGCGCAAUCGCCGGAUCUCCCUUCCACUUCUUUAAGUCCCUUUGUAUCUCUCCAACCCAUAUCACUACUGCUUGUCACGCCGUUCGCCUCAAUGCACCCCGUGUGGGGGGCAAGGUUGCCGCCUGGUCUGCCCUCUGCAGUGUCUCCUACGACGCCUUGUGUUCUGUUCGUCAGAAGAACGACUCCUGGAAUGGCAUAUUUGCCCCGGCCAUCAGCAGCGGGCUGCUCUCCUUGUGCCACCGCAAUCUCAAAGCCUCCGCAUGCUUCACCAUGUUUGGUGCUCUCAUGGGCACAGUAUCAGAGGUCGGCUCAAUCAUGGAGCGAAAGUUUUCGGCCGAUCGCGCGCUUAAGAAAUUGAGGAAGGCAAAUGGAGAAAGGCAGUACCCAAAGAUGCAAUGA